Messenger RNA from Chlorella variabilis, 1596 nucleotides. RefSeq lists its product as hypothetical. The record is from RefSeq and is a predicted model, not a curated record. The transcript is spliced from 10 exons. The coding region runs from base 1 to 1596 and encodes 531 amino acids. Lineage: Eukaryota; Viridiplantae; Chlorophyta; Trebouxiophyceae; Chlorellales; Chlorellaceae. Gene Ontology annotation, molecular function: ubiquitin binding.
AUGGAGGCCGGUGCUGGGCCUCUCGUGGGAGGCCACGACCUCACCGUGGAGGCGCUGGCAGAGUUGGUUCCUGGCCUCAGCAGAGCCGCUAUUCUAGACGUCGUCGAGCAGUGCGGUAACAACGUUGAGCUGGCGCUAGACGGCCUGCUUGCCAUGGCGGAGGCCCAGUCGCCGAGGGGCCCGUUGGCACCACCCCCUUUGGUGCCGCAGACGCGGCAGUUGCUGGCGGAAGCGCAGCAUGAGGAGGUGUGGGCGAACCAGCAGGUGCAGCAGCACAGCCAUUCCGACCAGCAGCAGCAGCAACAUGGCGGCUAUGGCCCAACCGACCUUGUGCUGGCGGUUGAGUUCCACAGUUCCAUGUUUCCAAACCUCAAGCCUGACGUGGUGGGCGACGUGCUGCAGCGGUACAGCGAUACGCCACAGACGGCGCUGGACCAGCUGAUCAUGCUUUCUUCCUGCGUAAACGAUGCAGCAACCCACACCUGUGCUGCUACCACCGCUACCAGCGCUGUUGGCUCACUGCCGGACCAGCAGGCCUGGGAGGCAGACAGCGGGGACGGCUUCUGUGGCGGCAGCGAUGAUGAGUUUGCUGCCGGCAGCAGCUGGGAGCAAGAGCUGACGCCUGCUGAACUGGAGGCGAUAGAGGCGGGUGUGCCUCUGGAGUUGCUGCUUGCAGCGCCGCGGCAGCGGGAUCCUCCUCAGCGGCAGCAGCAGCAGGUGCCUCACCAACAGCAGCACCGUCCGCUGUCUCCUGAGGGUGAGGAUGCCAUGCCAGCCGAGGAAAAGCUGGAGCUGCUUCAGCUGGAGUUUGCGUCCAUCUCUGUGGAUGAGGUGUCUGCCUCGCUGGCAGCCUGCGAUGGCAGCCUUUUCGCCGCAGCAAAGCUACUGCGCGCCUUUUUGGCAGAGGAUGAUGCGGCCAAGAGCAGCGACAGCGAUGGUAGAGGCAACAUGAUUGGCGAUGCCCCUAGGUCGGCAGCGGCGGCUGCAAGUGUCCCCGCUGCUGCCAGCGCCUCGGCAGCGCUGCCGCACCAUGCCUGGCCCAAGGUGCAGCACUUGUCCCAGCGCUUCCCAGAGGUGCCCAUCGAGGCGCUGGAGGUGGCACUGGUGUCUUCCAGUUACAGCCUGGCGAACGCUCGGCGCACUCUGCGCGAGGCAGGGUACACCGAGGUCGACCUGGAGCCCACCCCGCGGCUUCAGCCUCAGCUCCUGUCGCUGUCAGAGGCCACUUACCAGCGCAACCAGGCCAUCUUCGAGCAAGAGCGAGCACAGGCGCAGCGGCUGCAAAUGUGCUACCGGCGCUGCUUUGAGCUGGCAGCGGCGGCGUACACGCGUGGCGACCAUGACACAGCCAACGAGCUGCGUUUGCGGGGCCAUCAGUACCGCGAGCAGUACGACCAGGAAAAGCGCAGGGCGUCCAGGCGCAUCAGCAAGCGAGUCAACGCGGGCACCUUGCCCAUCAUCACCGUCGAUCUGCAUGGAUUGCACGUCGAUGAGGCGCUCCGUUUGGUGGAGAGCGGCCUCCGCAGCCUGCCCGAGGUGGGGCCAGCCGACGAUUUGGGCCGGGCUGAGCUGGACCUUCCAUCCCUGGUGGCGUGA